AUGAAGCGGGAAGCGUCCGAAGCGAGUGCAGUUGAAGCCAGCGGCAAUCGAGCAGUGCAGGCGUAUCCAACUUUAUCUAGCAGCCCUCGACUUUUUCCGCCAUCGCUGUCCAAUCACAUCGUCGGGCCGCCUCCACAGCGCGACUUUGGCAGCGCGCACCCCACAUGGACAGCGUCGGAUGCACACGCCUGCUUUGCAGCUCAGAUGCAUGGUGCUUGGCGUCGCUCCGACUCAACCGACUCACCCUCCCUUCCUCCCUCCCACACCUCGCCGCAGCUUGCCAUUGGCCCGUCGGUGCUCGCAAUCCUUCCGAGCUCACCCACGCCGUCCACGCCGUCCACGCUUGUUUUCGUGCUUGGUCACCCUACCUCGACCCAAGAACCGACGAGCCUCUUUCGCCUCUCACCACCAUCGUCGCAACGCGGCAUCUGA
Messenger RNA from Moesziomyces aphidis, 432 nucleotides. Lineage: Eukaryota; Fungi; Basidiomycota; Ustilaginomycetes; Ustilaginales; Ustilaginaceae. The record is from the annotation of a GenBank genome assembly.